UCGGUAUUGUUUUGUUCAGGUGACAGUUGGACUUUUAAUGUUUAUAUUAAUUUAUAUAUAGUUUGUAACGCUUCCGUGUUAAAAGCCGCAUUCUUCUUUCUAAAGAUAUACGAGAAACAGAAAUUUACAAUGAGUGUUUUAAAUCCUAAAAAAUAAAGAAGAAUAUAACUAAUUAAUAAGUGUGUCGAAAGGGAAGGAAUUAAGUAGUGCUGUUUCGUCGUAAUGGAGGCACCUUCUUGUGUGUGCAAAUCCUUUACUUUCUGAUUUGUUAUCGCCUGUGCUCUAUACAAACAUAUUUCAAAUUAAUUCAUCGAAGAAUUUGAGAUAUUUCUUUAUCAAUUUACAAUUCGAAGAAUUCUGAUAUCUAACACAGGAAAUCCACAAAGCAAUGAAUUUCAGAUGUCUACUAUUUGCGUCUUUCUAUUGCCUGUAUACACAAUGUAUAAUCUCAACAGUAAAUGCACAAUCGCCAGGUGAUACUAGUCCGAGUAUUGUUAUAGAAAUUGGAGACAGUGCGAAUAUCACUUGUCGCAUGAAUCUGAAAAUGUUUGGUGGACAAAAUAGUACAUCUUUGUAUUUCGUGACGGAUGACCCAAAACACAAAGCUACACCCACAAAUAUUGUGAUUAUAAACGAAACAACGAUUGUUUACACACUACAAAAUGCAAUUGAGCAGUACACAACUUACACUUGCAAAAGUGGGCAAUACGCCAUUGCGAGCACUGACGUCAUUGUGGGUACGAAACCAACAAAAGUUACAGAUUUCAGUUGCCAGGCAUUCGAUUUCAUUUACAUGACAUGCGCUUUCACAAUUCCCCCAAAUAUGGUUCCAACAACAUACAAUUUGAAAUAUGUAACUCAAAAUGCUAAUUAUAUACUUAACUGUAUAAAGUUGGUGAAAGAGGGCGACAGAGCCACUUGCAAUUUCACACUGGACGAUGGCAGCUACAAACCUAACUUCGAGUAUUACAAUUUUCGUUUAUUAAGUAAUAAUACGUUGGGUUCCCUCAAUCAGAAUUUCACUAUAAAUCACAAGGAGAUCGUGAAACCGGCGAUUAGCGACUUUAACGCUGGUAAGAUCUCGAUACAUAGUUGUGUGCUGACGUGGGAAAUGGAACGUUACUCUUCAUACAAACUGAACCGACUACAAAUGGAAGUUCAUUUACACUCGCCACAUUACGAAAAUUGGAAAACUUACACUUGCAACAAAUGCAAUAAUCAUUCAAUAUUUCACCUGCCCAUUGACAAUUUGCCCUACGCCUAUUAUCGAUACAAUGUUAGUUUGCGAAUAAAGAUGCGAAUGCCCGCCGCAACGUGGAGCGAUCCUUAUAGUGUUGUCUUUCAAACGUUGCCCUCUGCGCCAGAGGUGCCGCCAGCGGUUGACGUGAGCAGUUUUUAUUUGAAUGCGACACAUCUCCGCUUGUUUUGGCAUCCCACACCGGAAUAUCAUCGAAAUGGUUCAAAUUUUCAUUACAUUGUGAGGCAGACAAAGGAAAAUGGUGUUGCAGUAAACCAACCACCUCGGCAUAUACAUGUGUCCACCGUGGCUUUUUCAUGGAACAGUGCGUACAGUUACGAAUUUCAAAUCUGGAACAGCAAUGAAAUGGGCGUAUCAUUGAGUAGUAGUCGAAUACGUGUGCCUUCACUCCCGAGGAACUAUGACAACAGAACACCGCUUGGCAUACGAAAUGUCUAUCAUGCGUUGCAACAGGCUUAUACUCUACUGUGGAACGCACCGGAAGAUUCUGCGAUCGUGGAGAGUUAUACGGUUUUUUGGUGUAAGCCCAAAAGUGUCGCCUCCAAUGAGUGUCACAAUAUAAUCGGAUUCAAACAAUUAAAUAAAGAGGCACGCAACUUCACCAUUCAACAAAGUCAACCGCUGGUUUUAGCUGUAGCGGCCAACUACCCAGAUUUUUUCACGGGCAUGCAUUGGGCAAAAUGUACUGCAGAUGUUUCAAAUGACCUAGAAAAAUUGGAACCAGAAAUUGUGGAAAAAAAUGCAUAUUCUAUAGUAGUACGCUGGAGUUCAGAGCGGGUAUGCGCAUCGCUCAUCAAGGGCUACACACUGACCUAUUGCAGAGUAAAAUCCGCAACGAAGUUCAAGUGUUUGGAUACGAAAGUUAUCAUUAAUGUUGACAAAAGCGAUAACAAACAUGAGAUCACUAAUUUAGAACCUGACACUGCGUAUAAAAUGGGAAUGUAUAUGUAUUCGGAUGUGCAGUCUGGUCCAGUAAGCGAUGCGCUAACAUUUCACACACAGGAAGCCGCGCCUACUCCACCACGAAAUCUAACUUACGGCGGCAUUACAAGUCAGUCGGUAUCGCUGGAAUGGAUCUCCCCGCACAAGGCAAAUGGCAAGAUACGAUAUUAUGUUAUUGUUUAUAACCGAGAGAGUCACAUUAUAAAGUGCAGUAAUACAAUCGGCUCGAAUUGCUUUGAAAGCAGUAAGAAAAGUGGACGCUACGGCAGUGAACAUAUUUUCUACACUUUGGCCAACUUGAGUAGUUUCACCAAUUACACCAUCUGCGUGAAAGCGUUCACUGUGGCCGAGUCAUUACCCAGCAAUUGUUUGCAUGUGCAAACUCUAAUCGGAGUGCCUUCAAGUCCAUCAAACACAAAGUUCGAUGAUUCAGGCGAUAUUGUAAUUCAUUGGCAGCCGCCUGAAGUGCCUUCGGGGCGCGUGGACUACUACGAAGUAAUCGUAGAGACCAAACUAAGGGAGCGUGUGGAAAGCCGUCAUAUUUCGCGCAUAAAAAAUAGCAUGAAGUGCACGAUACGAAAGCCAAGUUGCUAUAAUAAUGAUUUCAAGUAUACGAUCGGUGUGCGUGGCGUAAAUGUUGCUUUUGUCAAUGAAAUCGAUCCCAAUCUCAUACAUAUUGAUAACAAUAGUCACUUGCAUGAUAAUUAUGUUACUUCUGGCAAAGAAGAGUUGGGCUGCAUAGAGGCUGCGUCAACUGCACCAUUGCAGGCAGGUGCAGGCAAAAGUGAAUAUAUAGAAUAUAGAUCGGUGGAAGUGAUCGUAUUCAAUUAUGUGUGUGGCACAACGGCAAGAGCUGAUGGCAAAAUUUGGCUCACUAUAUUCGUGUCCAUACUGGGCUCUUCGCUAAUGAUAAUUGGCGGUCUGCUUGUAUACAAAAGAUGCCAUGAAAUGGCAUCCAUUAAUUGUAAGAUACCUGAUCCCUUGAAUGAUUUAGUCAAUCGCAAUGACAACAAACUAAGGGAAAAUGAUGUGGAACGUAUUAUAAAACAACAGUACAACAGUGAAAAUGGACGCUUGCUGCCAAGCAUUUCCAAGGAUUCGGAUUGCUCGAACGACAGCAGUGCGCGUUCAUGGCCUACUACAAAGAGUAGUUAUUACGACAGCACUACUGACAGUGCUGCUGACGACUAUUGCAUUCAAGAUCCAAUGACAUUAUCCAAUGCACAAUUACUGGAAACUGUACCCGAAACGGGCGGUUAUGUGAUCAUGAAGGCACCCAUCACAAGUACUGAAAUGAAACAGAGCACCGCCAAUAUGUUGCAUUCAAAUGAAAUGGAAAAUGGUUAUGUGCGCCCGGGUGCAAUACUACAGCCAAGUGCGACCGAAAAACCCUUCACUAUCAAUUGGCCAAUGGGCGCCGAAGACGACGGCUAUGUGCAUCCAAAUAGUAGACAGGCAUUUAAUUGGCCACAACAAGAAGCGCAUACUGGGCGCAAUGCGGCAGCAAAUGUAAAUAGCACAAUUUAUUUGCCUACUGCGCGGUAGAAUUGAGGUGUCAGCAGGUGUAGGUGGAUGAGGUGCGCAGUACACAAGUGUCCUUAAAUGCGUAAGAAGCGAAAAGUUAACAGGAUAUACAAAAGAGAAAAUUGUUGUUGAUUUUUUUUUAUUUGCUACAGCAUUUAACAAUUUAGUUUUUAAUGAUUGUUAUGUAACGUAUUUAUUAAUUUGUUUCCAAGUAGCAUACGCGCACCCAAAAGGUGCGGCCAAUAAGUCACAUUUUACUACACAUCACUGGUAUUAGUAAAUAUUUAUUAUAGCUUUAAAUAGCAGCGAAUAGCGAUUGUAACACGAAUAGUGGAGAGAGAGAGAGGUGAGUUUGUGUAUCAAACCGCUGACAUUUGCAGUAUUUAUAAAUAUGUAGAAUCUACAUAACGUCACCAAAAUGUACAAAGGCGUGAUUGUAAACUCGUAGCAGCAAAAAAAAAAAAACAAAAAAAAAAAAUUAAAACAAAAAUUCACCAAAAGCUAUUAGGUUGUUCGGAAAGUAACUUCAUUUUUUUGUGGUGCAAAUGAAAGACAAUCUUAAACCCAGGCCUUUCAGGUGGUCAUAAACAGUUGAAUUCGAUAAAUUUAAGGGGACAGAUACCUGUAAACGGCCAUAUUUUCCCUGAUUUUCAUCGAAAUUAUUUAAAAUGAAGAAGUCA
Messenger RNA from Anastrepha obliqua, 4404 nucleotides. Its product is annotated as cytokine receptor-like. Gene Ontology annotation, molecular function: protein binding. The coding region runs from base 389 to 3745 and encodes 1118 amino acids. Lineage: Eukaryota; Metazoa; Arthropoda; Insecta; Diptera; Tephritidae. The transcript has 12 exons. The record is from RefSeq and is a predicted model, not a curated record.